Brenthis ino (lesser marbled fritillary) is the source of this 276-nucleotide messenger RNA. NCBI's taxonomy places the organism in Eukaryota, Metazoa, Arthropoda, Insecta, Lepidoptera, Nymphalidae. The record is from the annotation of a GenBank genome assembly.
AUGCUGAGGCCCUGGGUUCGAGUGACUGUUUUACUGAGAUUUUCUGUUAAGAUAUUCUCCGUAGUGGCCCGGAGUUGGGAAGUUGGCGGUGUUGAUCCCCCGUGCCUCGGAGAGCACGUAAAGCCGUCUAUCCUGCGCCUUAACGCCUCACCGGUCGUGUCGAAGUAUCGUCCCACGCCCUCUAUUCCCUCUCUCCUCUUGCCUUUCUAUUCCUUUUACUUCGAGAGUACAAGGAAUAGAGAGUGCUCGUGUGUCUGCGCGUACACUUAUGCUCUA